Molecule: messenger RNA, 1470 nt
Organism: Orbilia oligospora ATCC 24927
Lineage: Eukaryota; Fungi; Ascomycota; Orbiliomycetes; Orbiliales; Orbiliaceae
Exons: 2
Coding region: 1-1470 (489 amino acids)
Source: RefSeq, a predicted model, not a curated record
AUGAUGCGACAAGCUCUACGCUCUACAUUCUACAACGUUUUCUCCAGGGAGACUAAGGGAGGUAUCGAGGUUGUUCCAUUCGCGCCCGCACCCCAGGGCAGUAAGGAACCAACUUUAGAUCCAGGAAAAAUUGCGAAACUCGGUGCAGUGUUACCGUUCACCGUCGAGGACCGCCAGCUGUUUAUCUACGUCGGUGACCUACGAACUCCUAUCGAGGACUCCCUCGUAGACCCUCUUUUACCUUACGGCCCACUCCUCCAAGGGGAUGAGAGAGAGUUCUGGCCGGUUCAUCGUGCUUUUCUGAUCGAUAAGGAUCCCACCAGAACAAAACAUGACCUAGUCCUCCUUGCUAAGAAAGCAAAGCUGCCAAUUGAAAUUAUUCACGAUAUACCUUUUAAAAAGUUACAAGAAGAAUCUUUGGGGAGUGGCGAGGCUGAAGAGCAUCGAAUCAGUACCGAGGGUGCAUUUCUUGCCCUAAAACACCUGGGAACAGCUAUGGAUCCUUCGGCUUAUAAAGCUGCCACCCUUUCUGAUGAAUGGAGGCAGUCGAGGAUUACGGAUGUAAUAAGUUUACUUCUAAAUGCUGUUGGGAGAAGGGAUCAAUGCUCCGAUCAAAUACCCCUUCACGUUCGAGAUUCCUUAGCCGGGCUUCUGUCAACGGACAUACUGGAGCGCUGCAGAGUAGUUGACUUCGAUACGUAUUUUGGGGAGCUUGAAACGACAAAGAAAGAAUGGAUCGAUGAAGAGGUUAAGAGUGCUGUUUUGGAAAUCCUAAACGAUAUUGGCAGCUUAACCGUCCAAACCGGUCGUCCAAACCCAUUCACAGUGCACCCCCAAACCCGAAAGAUACGCAAUUCCGUUGAGAGCGGUAUUCUAUCCACUUCAGAAAUUAGAUUCCAGGAACUAUAUUAUCUGUUUAACAAGUGUCAAUCAUCCGAGUCUUCCGGUAAUAGUUCCUUGAGUCCAGAAUACCAGUUCUUCCCCAAGUUUAGGUCACAGAUCUUACAACUUGGAGAAUCACUAAGCUCACAUGUAAGAAAUCAUCGAUGGGACUUCUUUUCUUCGUGCGGCUGGGGGGCAGCAGCUACGGGGCUCUUGGUAAAUUACAGCAUCGAUCCAACUAUUGCGCUAUCUAUUUUCGCGCUCAUCGUGGCGGUUUCUUUGAAGAGAUUCAGAUCCGAGACUAGAGAAUUAUGGUAUUCUUAUGAAAAGCAAUCGGCAGUUAUGGCUCGCAAACUUUUAGAUGAUUUGCAUACCUUUUUCAUGCGGUAUACAAUCCCCGAUCGCGAGACGGAUCUCAAACGAUACGAAAUGGAUAUGGAGGAGAUACUUCUGAUACGCAAAGAAGUUUCAGAGGCAAGAGAACUGUUGCUAAAGCUAGCCCCGUCCCUUCGAUCCCAGUUCCCAGAAUGGCAGAGUCCUUCGCCUUCGCCUGAGGAAACCCGGAGCUUAGAAGAAACUGGGAGCUGA